This is a messenger RNA of Ailuropoda melanoleuca (giant panda), 3157 nucleotides long. It is a transcript of the gene SLC16A5, whose product is annotated as solute carrier family 16 member 5. Gene Ontology annotation, cellular component: basolateral plasma membrane. The coding region runs from base 392 to 1795 and encodes 467 amino acids. Gene Ontology annotation, molecular function: monocarboxylic acid transmembrane transporter activity. The transcript is spliced from 7 exons. NCBI's taxonomy places the organism in Eukaryota, Metazoa, Chordata, Mammalia, Carnivora, Ursidae. Gene Ontology annotation, biological process: monocarboxylic acid transport; transmembrane transport. The record is from RefSeq and is a predicted model, not a curated record.
GCCCGGCNCUCCGCCGGUCGGCGGCGUCCUGCCUCCCCCAUCGCUCGCGGGCCGGGCCGCAGGAAGCCGCGCUCGGCGGGCGUGGAGCCGCCCCACCGCCGGGCCGCGCGAGCCGGCAGUGAUGAUGAUUCAUGGUGCCCAGUACAAAGGAAAGACCACUUCCUCUCUGGAGCAGAGCUGGAGCCAGAGCCCCCAGCCCCAUCUCUUCUCUGCUCUGCUUGAGUCUUCUGGAAUGGACCUGCCUGCCCGGAAGCCAGGUCACCCUUGGUCCUGGUCUUGCCUGCCCCCUGGGGAACACAGGAGGGAGCCCCAAGGCUGGCCCAGGAAGUGCCACCUGCUGACUGACCACCAAAUGUGGCCCAGGCAGUGGUAGCGGCAUUCGCGGCAGAGGAUGUCCCAGGUCCUGGAGCGUGCAGAGGGCUGCUGGGCCUGGGUAGUGCUGCUGGCCUCCCUGGUAACCCAGGGCCUCACUCUGGGCUUCCCCACGUGUACUGGCGUCUUCUUCACUGAACUGCAGCACGAGUUCCAGGCCAGCAACAGUGAGACCUCAUGGUUCCCCUCCAUCCUGACAGCCAUGCUCCACGCUGGGGGACCCCUGUGCAGCAUCCUGGUGGGACGCUUUGGCUGCAGAGUGACGGUGAUGCUGGGGGGCGCACUGGCCAGCCUGGGAAUGGUGGCCGGCUCCUUCUGCCGCACCCUUAGCCAGCUCUACCUCACAGCAGGAUUCAUCACAGGCCUGGGCAUGUGCUUCAGCUUCCAGUCGAGCAUCACCGUGCUGGGUUUCUACUUCUCCCGCCAUCGGGCGCUGGCCAAUGCGCUGGCUUCGGUGGGCGUCUCCCUGGGCAUCACGCUCUGGCCACUGCUCUCCCGCUACCUCCUGGAGGACCUGGGCUGGAGGGGUACCUUCCUUGUCUUCGGCGGAGUUUUUCUCCACUGCUGUGUCUGUGGAGCCAUCCUGAGGCCCGUGGCCACCAGCACGGCCCCUGAGACCACGGAAGGCCCCCCUCCACCUUCCAAGACACCUGCUCCCGGCUGCGUGGCAGCGUGUGGUCGGGCCAUCCAGCGCCACCUGGCCUUUGAUAUCCUGCGGCACAACGCGGGCUACCGCGUGUAUACGCUGGGUGUUAUGUGGAUGAUCCUGGGUUUCCCGCUGCCGCACGUCUUCCUGGUGCCCUACGCCAUGUGGCAUGGGGUGGACGAACACAGGGCAGCCCUGCUCAUCUCCAUCAUUGGCUUCAGCAACAUCUUCCUGCGGCCCAUGGCUGGGCUGGUGGCAGGCCGGCGGGACUUCGCUGGCCACCGGAAGUAUCUGUUCAGCCUGGCAGCCCUGCUCAAUGGCCUCACCAACCUGGUGUGCGCCGCGUCGGCCGACUUCUGGGUGCUGGUGGGCUACUGCUUGGCAUACAGUGUGUCCAUGAGUGGCAUCGGAGCCCUCCUUUUCCAGGUCCUCAUGGACAUUGUCCCCAUGGAUCGGUUCUCUAGCGCCCUGGGCCUCUUCACCAUCCUGGAGAGCAUCUCCAUCCUCAUCUCACCGCCGCUGGCUGGGCUCCUCCUGGACACCACCGACAACAACUUUAGUUAUGUUUUCUACAUGUCAAGCUUCUUCCUCAUAUCAGCUGCCCUCUUCAUGGGUGGCAGCUUCUGUGUCCUGCAGAAGAAGGAGAGGCCAGGCAAGCAGGCCGAGACAGAAGGAGCCAUCACGGAGUCUGCCUCAGAGCAGGGCCUCAUGGUGGAGGACUCAUGUGGUUCCAAGAAGCAGCUGAACACCGAGGUCAUGUAUGUGACCAGCGUCUGAGCCCUGAGGUCAGUGAGUGACCACCGCCACAGCCCAGGAAUGUGAUCUCCAGCUGCUAGGGCUGGGGUGAGGAGCUGGCCCAGGAGCCUGGAGCGAAAAGCCAUCCAGGUUCUGCACGCAGGGACUCAGCCAGGAGCAGAGACCUUGGAGGUUGGCCUCCAAAGACUCAGGGUUCCUUCCAACCAGCAGAAUCCAGGAGCGGGUCCUCCUGACUUUUUCUUUGGGGUACCAGCAUAUGUGGAGCCCAGGACAGUGAGUCUAAACCCUGCUUGGGUCUGUCACAGCCGGCUGGGCUCCGCUGGCCACCCAGUACUGCUGCUGCCACUCAACACACUGGACCCUCCCGUCUAGCCUGGGUGUCUCCGAUGUCAUUUCUUUGUCCUUCUCUGGCCUCCAGACAGUUCCAAAGAGUUCACCCCUCCUCGAAGGCCCUCCACCCCCUUUCUUCCCAAGGGCCCCAGCCCUUGCCCUUCGGGCAGCCCCCAGCACAGGAUGCUGAGCCCCAUGCUGACUGGAAGCUUGGGAAGAAGAACCUCAUGAAACAAUGAGCUGUGACCGGUCAUGGUGGAGGGCCAGGCUGAGAGGUUGGCAUGGACACAGGACACGGACAGAUUAAAGGUUGGGUAGAGGACCCAUCCUGGUGUCUGAGCAAAAAACUGGAGGGGAGCCCUCGGCUUAGGUCCUAGAAUCAGUGAAGUCUGAGGGGUCCCUGCAUGAAGCAGGGCCAGCUCUAAGGUCUCCCUCCCUCCCGUGCCCCCACCUUGUAUCUUGGUCAUGAAGCUGAGUGCUGGGGUGGGGAGAAGACUGACAUUUGAGUGAGCAGGGGAGUGGAAGGAUUGCUAGGCGGGGCGCGAGACCUCUGGAAAAAUAGAGCUGCUUUUGCAACAGAAGCCUUUCACUCCCUCUCCUGCCCCCUCUCCCUACAGUGUCAGAGGUGUCCACCCUGGGGUAAGUAGCUGGCUGGGCCAGCUGCCAGCCGACCUCUGCUCCCCGUGGGGCUAUGCCUGUGGUGUGGAGGUCAGUGCUCCCCACACACAUACUGUUUUUUACUGGAACUGGUUCCUGAGGUCAUCCCUGGGGGCUGGCUGUCAUCAGUCCAAGCUUGUCCCAGCAGGGUACCACCUGAGGGCAAUGGGAAAACAGAGUUUGUUUGAAUUACACACAAAAACGUUCCCGCAGCAGGUUAUAAACCCUGUGAACUAAUGAAGCUGGAAAUCAGGCCCUGAGUAAGUCCCUCUCCUCCUUCAGUUCUCCCUGCUCAGCAGGGGCUGCUGUGACCCAAGGCCUCGUUUGUUGAUUCAGGCUCAACCAGGCUGCAACAAGAAACCCUUAUCAGGAAAAUAAAUUUUAUUUUCAUGACCU